AUGAACGCCGCAGUGACGAAUAUGGCCGUGAUGUUCGGCGUGAUGCAGUUUGCUAAGCGCAUCCCGUUCGAUGACCAGCCGGAGUACAUUACGUACGCCCGCAUUGGCUACUUGCUCGCUCAGCUGGGCUGCCUUGCGGUCUUUUACUUCUGCAGCAUCCAAAUCAAGAAGAAGAACGAUCUGACGGUGCUCAAAUACGUGAAUGCCAAGACGCCGAUGGAGCCGGGUGAGCUCGUCACGACGACGCACCGCGACUACGAUCUUGCGGAGAUCAGCAAGAGUGUGCGUGGCAUUCUGAUGGGUAUGGGCGUCGUCGCGCUCAUGCACUUGUACUUUGGCUACACGAACCCUCUCGUGAUCCAGAGCAUCAUCCCCCUGAAGAACGCGCUCGAGUCGAACAUGGCCAAGAUCUGGAUCUGGGGCGUGCCGGCCGUCGGCGAGCUCAAGCGUCCUUUCAAGCCGGCGCCGAGCAUCUUUGGCGCGGCUGCGGGCGACAACGGUCCUCAGACCGACAAGGCCGCCGUCAAGGAGGCCGAAAACCCCGUCGGAAAGAUCCAGACGAAGGCCGAGUAA
Malassezia japonica is the source of this 573-nucleotide messenger RNA. It is a transcript of the gene PHO88, whose product is annotated as phosphate transporter (Pho88). The record is from RefSeq and is a predicted model, not a curated record. Bases 1 to 573 code for a protein of 190 amino acids. Gene Ontology annotation, biological process: protein targeting to ER. Gene Ontology annotation, cellular component: mitochondrion; endoplasmic reticulum. The transcript has 3 exons. NCBI's taxonomy places the organism in Eukaryota, Fungi, Basidiomycota, Malasseziomycetes, Malasseziales, Malasseziaceae.